This is a messenger RNA of Boeremia exigua, 798 nucleotides long. RefSeq lists its product as uncharacterized. The transcript is spliced from 2 exons. The record is from RefSeq and is a predicted model, not a curated record. Lineage: Eukaryota; Fungi; Ascomycota; Dothideomycetes; Pleosporales; Didymellaceae. The coding region runs from base 186 to 626 and encodes 146 amino acids.
CUCUGAAUGCGGGGUUGGAGAUCGAGCGAAGCUCGUAUUUCAGUUCGUACGUGCCCGUUGAUACGAUCCAAUCGCUAAUGUCGCUGAUGUGCACCAGUUUCUCGUUCCUUGAUUGCCAGGAGGGAAUUGCAGGAUUUCUGGAGAAGCGGCCAGUCACCUUCCUUCAGGAGUAACGGGGAUUCAAUAUGGUGCAGAUAUUAGCCUUCAAUCUGACAAACGGAGCACGAAACGUGAUAAUUUCGGUCCUUCUCGUAUCCUGUUGGACGUGCCAUGUCGUCGGUUACCAGGGCCGGGCUGGACCUACCGAUUGGCGGCCGCAUAGAGCGCGCGGCAAUUCGGACGGUCCACUUCUUACUGUGUAUGUGACGGAGCCAGGCCCAGGGAAUGUGUUGCUUGACAUCGACGAUUGCGGACCAAGAGGUGCUGCUAGACCUGCCCAGUGUGCGUUGUUCCAAGUGAGGCUGGUGGUGAGGGGUUGGGAGAGGCGAUUCGAGUUGGGAUGGCGCGCGCGUGCGAUGCCGACCCCACCAAAGGCUCGGAGAGGAAGGAGCAGCCUCGACCUUAUCAACAUCUGCAUCAACUUCCAGACCUUCGAGGUUGGUCAUCGCACUAGACCUGCUCGUUAGAGGCUGGCAUCUGCAUCAAGACAGGGUUUGAAGCUCGGCACUUGUUUUUGUGAGUGCAAAGAAAAAUUGUAAUGUUGCGUCGCAACUUCCUUCUCGGGUGGUGUGCGAUUUGAGUAACUCAAUGAAGAAACCCAUCGAUACAACCUUGCUUCGAGGCAGCAGAUCAACGGGC